CAGUCGUGGCCACCAGGGGUCGCCGUCGGGCCCGUCCACAAGCCAGAGCAGGGGCGGGCCCGUUUCACUUGCCGGAUACUGACUGAGGCUCCGGAAGGAAAGGGCGGCGGAAACGAGGCAGAAGAACCUGAAUGCCGGCACGAUGUCGCGGGCUAAGGCAGCAGUGGUCCUGUGUAUGGAUGUUGGCUUUUCGAUGAGCAAUUCUGGUCCUGGAGAAGAGUCUCCUUUUGAGCAAGCCAGGAAAGUGAUGACAAUGUUUGUGCAGCGACAGGUGUUUGCUGAGAGUAAAGAUGAGAUCUCCUUAGUUUUAUUUGGCACAGAGAGCACUGCAAAUACUCUUGCCAGUGGGGAUCAGUAUCAGCAUAUUACGGUACAUAGACACCUUAUGCUCCCAGAUUUUGAUUUGUUGGAGGACCUACAAAAUGAGAUUCAGCCUGGCUCUCAGCAAGGAGACAUUCUUGAUGCUCUCAUUGUGUGCAUGGACUUGCUUCAAAAAGAAACAAUAGGGAAAAAAUAUGACAAACAGCACAUUGAAGUUUUCACUGACCUCAGUAGUCCCUUCAGUGAGGAUCAGCUGGAUGUUAUCAUUGACAACUUGAAGAAAACAGGAAUCUCACUUCAGUUUUUCUUGCCAUUUCCAGUGAAUGACGAAGAUGGAAGCGGGGACGUGAAUGACGGUGCACAUCCUAAUAGGCACCAAAACUCUUUUCCAAGGAAGGGGCUAACUGAACAGCAGAAAGGCGGCCUCCGGAUGGUGAGGAAACUCAUGUUUUCAUUAGACGAAGAAGGAGGUCUGGACGAUAUUUACACAUUCAGAGAAAGUCUGGAGCGUCUUUCAGUGUUUAAGAAAACUGAACGAAGACCAAUGCCUUGGCCCUGCCAGCUCACAAUUGGUUCUCAGUUAUCUAUAAGGAUUGUUGGCUAUAAAUCAUUCACUGAGGAGAAAGUGAAGAAAACUUGGAUGGUUGUAGAUGCCAAAACACUAAAAAAAGAUGAUGUGCAAAGAGAAACUGUUUACUGCUUGGAUGACGAUGAUGAAACAGAGGUCCAGAAAGAGGAUGUGAUUCAAGGAUUCCGGUAUGGGAGCGAUAUAGUACCUUUUUCUAAAGUAGAUGAGGAACAGAUGAAAUAUAAGACAGAUGGGAAAUGUUUCGCUGUCCUUGGCUUCAGCAAAUCAUCUCAGAUCCCAAGGCAUCGCUACAUGGGCAACCAGGUUCUGAAAAUCUUUGCUGCAAAGGAUGAUGAGGCUGCAGCAGUUGCUCUUUCGGCUCUGAUUCAUGCUUUGGAUGAGCUGGAUAUGGUGGCUAUAGUGCGUUAUGUCUAUGAUAGAAGAUCUCAUCCCCAGGUUGGGGUAGCCUUCCCAUUAAUUAAGAAUGGAUACGAGUGUUUGACAUAUGUUCAGCUACCUUAUAUGGAAGAUCUGAGGCAGUACAUGUUUUCCUCCUUGAAAAAUAAUAAAAAGUGCACUCCAACAGAGGAGCAAUUAUGUGCAGUUGACUCGCUGAUUGAUUCCAUGAAUUUGGUUUAUGAAGAUGAGAGAGAGGAGACAAUUGAAGAUAUGUUUAAAACCAGCAAAUUCCCAAACCCUCAGUUCCAAAGAUUGUUCCAGUGCCUGCAGCAUAAGGCAUUCCAUCCUGAUGCACCUCUACCUCCUAUUGAAAAACACCUCUUAGACAUGUUGGGGACACCCCAAGAAGUGACGGAGAAAUGCCAGGGUCCUCUUGAAAAAUUAAAAGCGCUUUUCCUCUUGAAAGACGCAGGCAAAACAAAAGAGCAGAAGACAGCUCAGAAUAUCUUUAAAGACAAUAAAGAAGAUGAGCCCAGUGCUAAAAAGGCAAAAACAGAAGAUGAUGAAGGUGUCUUUAGCGCUGCAAGGCUUGCUGAGGGCAAUGUCACCACUGUUGGAAGUGUUAAUCCAGCAGAAAACUUCAGAGUGCUGGUGAGACAAAAGAAUGUUAACUUCAAGGAAGUCAGUCAGCAGCUGAUUAACCACAUUCAUCAGUUUUUGGAAAACAGGAAGCUGCUAUACUAUAUGAAGAGCAUCAAUUGUAUAAAAGCUUUCAGAGAGGAAGCUAUUGAGCUGUCAGAGGUGCAGUGCUUUAAUGAUUUUCUAGAGGCUCUGAAAAAAAUGGUGGAAGAUAAAAACUUAACUGAUUUCUGGAAGAUUAUCAUACAAGAUAGAAUCUCCUUGAUCAGCAAAGAAGAAGCUGCAGGAAGCUCUCUGACAGCUCAAGAUGCCGAAAAGUUCCUGGCUCCCAAGGAAAAGCCCAUGGAUGUCUCACCAGUGGCAGAUGAAGGUGGUGAUGUUGAUGAUCUACUGGACAUGAUUUAAAUGAAUGGGCAGCGUCUGUGGAUCUGAAGACAUCUCUAAGAUCGAGGGAGAGGAACAUAAGUGAAGAAAGAUGCAGGUCAAGAAGUCUUCUACAGCUGCUUGGUUCCAGAGAGAGGUGGCUAUCUCCAAGGAAAAGUGUGGUGGAAAUCUUUGUUGUAUUAUUUGCCACAACCCAUAGUAUUUUUAUGUACGAAAUCUUCCUUUAAUAAGAUGAGUUCAUAUAAUCUGGUUACAUUGCCAUUUCACACCUUUUAAAGAAGUGUGUUAUAUUCACAAGAAAUUUUGAUGCUUUAAUUUCACUAGUGAAUAUCUCCUAUGGAGGGAGUGCUGUCGGAGUGAAAUCACAAUGGACUUCAGAUUCAGACACACACAUACUUUUUGGCAUGCUUAAAGCAAUGUUGUAUGUUCAUGACCACUAUAAAUGCCUGAAAUACCAAUAGAGAUCUAUUCCAAAGAUUUGUGCUCAUAAGCUGCAACCUAGCAAAACUUCUAGCAUUACAAAUAUUUACCUUGUACAGUCUCAGUAGUGUUUGUGUCCUUUCCAUUUCAUUAUCCUCUAGACAAACUGAAAAUCACUUUUUAUGCUCAAAAGGUUUGUUGUCAACUCAGGUUGUGGCUGUGCCUUUACAUGUUGAAAGGCAGCUGCUGUGACUCCCAUCCCACUCUUCCACAGGUCCCUUCACUGAGCUGUUUCAGCCUGCCAGGUGUAGCCAGCAGGACUCUAGUGUUGUCUGACAGCAAUGAGAAAAAGGUGAAUGAAGGUACCUGUGGAGGAGGAGAGUGGGAGUCACAGUGGCUAAACAAAACCUAUGAUGAAGUUCCUAUUGUAUGGCUCUGAUGUAUCCAUAGGGUUGCUCAGAUUGGGUACCAUAAUUUCCUUUCCUUCCUCUUCCCCCUUCUCCCCAUCAACUCCUCAUUUUAUCAUUCUAGGUUGUUUCUGGAGAGCUGCCUUUUUAUCUUUUCCUUCUGGGUCAUUAUCUUUGGCUGUUUUUGUUACCUGUCACUUUCCUAAAAUAACUGGUCUUAUGGUUGACCUCACUGUCAGAACCACCAAUGCUAAAGCCAUGGUACUUACAGAUUGCAGCCAGUUGCUCACUGGAUGCCGAAUUGUUUGUUAUAACUGUUUUUGUACUUAAAAGUAUUUUGUAAUAUUAUACUUUACAAUAUUGAUAUUGUACCUUGGGGAGACAAAAUACAAAGCGCUAAAAUAAAAAAAAAAUAAAAACUCAAGAGGAAAAUAUUAAAUGCUGACAUACAUUUGACAGGAAUAUUUUCGUCUUGUUCCUGCACAUCAUAUAAGAUGCCACCUUGUUCAAAAAACAGGAGUAUCUUCUUUGCUAGCCACAAGAGAAAUGGGUUUUAGGGCACUUCCAGGUUCUGGUUUUCCAUAAUGAAACAGGAGCAAAACAAGAAGUACCUUGUAAAACAAGUACCUUUUAACUUGGUUAGGGAUUAGGUUGGUUUUGUGUGAUGAAUAUUUUUUUCUUCCCUGCCUCAGUGUUGAUCUCUAGUAUGUUGGACUAGUAGUGAUCAGCACAGGAGUUGGCACAGUUGAUGUCUGGUUUGCAGGUGCCCAGCAUGCAGAAUCAGCAUGCAGGUCAUUGCAAAAGCACCACAAUCCCUGGAGAAACCAGUCUGGAAGCAACCUUCAUUUUCUCCAACAUUCUCCCUAUGCACCAAGAUCCAAGUACAUAUUUGCAAAAGGGGGCUCCUCCUGUUGAAUUCCGGCAGGUUCCCAGAGGCUGAUGGGCUUGCGGCUGUCUAGAAUGACCAGAAUCUUAAUGUUCUCUGUGUGUGUUUAUGUAUGUGCAUGUGUAUAUAGUUGUUACUACUUCGUUCUUAAAGUAACAAAUUGGUUUAUGUAAAUGUUCUGCUGGCUUCUUUUGAAUACUGAGGUCUGUUUCCCAGUUUAAGAAAUACUAGUUAAUUGCAUGACUUCUAAUCAAUACAUCUGUGUAUUUUUCUUCAGAAUAGUAGUUCUGAAGCAUAAUGCUUAUUUUCAUUGUUUUAAGAUGAUAUCCAUGUCUCAUCAGGCUUCAUAUUAGAAGAGGCAUUCUCUCUUCUGUGGAAGAGGAGGAAGUGCCUCCUCUUUAGUGUUCCCUGCUGUCCACAGUUUUUUCUAAAUAUAUGUAGUAAAGUUAAUUUUUAAAAUAAACAUGCUGUCCAGUUAACCAUGGGUACCAUCCUAAAAGCCAUUUAGAAGUUUUACAUAGAUUGAUCAAAUUGAUUAAGUUUGCAGCCUUGAAGAAUACAAUUAUUAAAAUACUUUUUGUUAAUAGAAA
Hemicordylus capensis (graceful crag lizard) is the source of this 4614-nucleotide messenger RNA. RefSeq names its product X-ray repair cross complementing 5 (gene XRCC5). Gene Ontology annotation, molecular function: damaged DNA binding; DNA helicase activity; telomeric repeat DNA binding. The coding region runs from base 143 to 2332 and encodes 729 amino acids. The transcript is spliced from 21 exons. Gene Ontology annotation, cellular component: nucleus; Ku70:Ku80 complex. NCBI's taxonomy places the organism in Eukaryota, Metazoa, Chordata, Lepidosauria, Squamata, Cordylidae. Gene Ontology annotation, biological process: DNA recombination; double-strand break repair via nonhomologous end joining; cellular response to gamma radiation. The record is from RefSeq and is a predicted model, not a curated record.